Messenger RNA from Melampsora larici-populina 98AG31, 1157 nucleotides. RefSeq lists its product as uncharacterized. The record is from RefSeq and is a predicted model, not a curated record. The transcript has a single exon. Bases 1 to 624 code for a protein of 207 amino acids. Lineage: Eukaryota; Fungi; Basidiomycota; Pucciniomycetes; Pucciniales; Melampsoraceae.
AUGAAAACAUCAAAACAAGCACAACAAAUGCAAGAAAUUCCGAUUUAUGCUAUGGCUCAUGUACCACCAUUUCCAAGAAAAUCAACUUCAAAUCAACUUCAAUCAUCAUUACCACCCAAUUUUGUAGAAUCAAUCAGAUUAAAUUCAAAAAUGAAUACCGAAGGAAUCAUUGAUACCCAAUUUGAACAGACAUAUUCUAGAUCAUCACCAUCAUUAUCAUAUCCCUCUUCAGCACCAUCAUCAUAUACUUCUUCAGCACCAUCAUCAUAUACUUCUUCUUCAACAGCAACAUCAUAUUCUUCAACAGAUUCAUCAGAUUCGAAUUUAGACAUUCCAAGGAUCAGAAGAAGAAAAAAGAAACUUUCGAAAAUUAGGAUGUCUACUAGAAAUCGAUUUGAAAGGUUUGAAAGCUCAUCUGAUGGUGAUGGUGAUGCAGAUGUAGAAAAAGAUGAAGAUGAAGAUGAAUCUAAAAUAAUCUCAAAGAUUAAACAUCGAAAAUUAAAGAAAAUCAAUUCAUCAAAAUCUUUAAAUUAUCAUUCUCAACUUCGAUUUCAACUUCAUUCAAUUUGGAUCUUGAUUUGUUUAAUCUUUUCAAUGACGUUUUUUAAAUUCCAAUCUACUUAAAAGACUUAUAGGUAUCUUUUGCUACAAGAUGACUUGGUAUUUCAAAACAUUUGAUCAUUAUUUUUUUACAGUUAUUUGUUUCCACAAGAUCUAAUUUCACUUCAGUUUGAUUCAACUUGAAUGUUUCUUUUCCUUCAACAAAAAUCAAUGUCUUUAACUUUUGUUUAUUCCCUAAUCUCUUCACUCUUAAGACUUAAUAAACAAACUAGUCUUCAAAAAGAAUUUUCUUUUGUGGUUCCAUAACUUUAUUUAAUUUCCUUGACUCUGAGCAUAUUCUUUUGUUUAGACAUUUUAAUUUUUUUCUUUGAUACACAAAAAGUAAAUCAACUUUCAUAUUCUUUGUUUUAGCAUUUGUAUACAAAUUAUAAUAAUAAAAAUCUUAUUCUUCCACAAAUCAGUUUCUUUGACUUCUCUUCUAUAGAGAAUCCUGUUUUAUUUGCUUUGUAAUUUAUAUUAUACAUAGAUAUCUUUUAUAUUUAUAAAUCUAGAUGUGAUGUAAAAUUGAGAUGAUAAAAAAGUAAAUUCUUAAAAUG